ACUGCACCGUAUGUACAGACCACGUAACUACUGAUGACAGUAGUUACGUGUCGAGACAAUAAAAUAGUCUUAAUUAAUCUUUACAUGUAAUUACACUUUUAAGUUUAAAAGUGUGUAUCAACAAUAAAAAAUAAAGGGUGGAAGGGACAUCAACGCAUUCCCGUUUUCCAGGGGUUCUGGACACGCACGCCCACGUCGAGUGAGGUGGCGCAGAGCUGCGCAUAAUCGCGCUCUCCCACCCUGACCAGGGCUAAUGGUUAGUACAUAGAUUUAAGCAGUUUGGCGAAGUUAACGAUCGCAUGCCCCUUCUAUCUUAUGUAGAAAAUUACGUAAACGUACGUACCCGCGACUCUGUCGAUAAUUUAUAGAUGUAAAUAACAUUAAAAUUGGAUAAUAAUAAGUAGACUCCAUUUUCCAAACUUUUUCAGAAACCAUUUUUUUGGUUCUUUCUUAUGCAGUCUAAUUAAAUAUAUUAAUUCUAUAAUUUAAUUCUAAUUUUGCGGCCAGAGAACCGCACUGAUAAAUAGAUACGUUUGACUCAAACAUCUUUGAUCGUUUACACCAUGGUGUUGAUAUGUAGACAGGUCGAAUAUUCGGUGAUUAAAGCUGUUAAAGAUAAUAGAACAUCUUUUACUAGUAUAAAAAACAUAAAAAUUAUCAUUAAAAUACUGUAAAGAACACCAAAAGAGUCGCGCGCGCGCAGUUGUCACCUGCGGUCGUGUUAUAGUUAAUGCGCUUCCCGUGCGCUAUUGUUGACAAAAUGACAAGUACGAUAAAGUGUGUAUCUUGUAAUAUCGUUAUUGACGAGCUUCUAGCUUAUGUUCAAAAUAAAAUAUCGAUUGCCGAUGAGGCAAGUUUGGUGAAGAUAUGUGCAUCGGCAUUUUCGAGUGAACAAAUCCAGAAAUCAAAUACUUUACUGAUUGAAUCACUAUCAUCUGAUGUGCGCAGAACCGUCCGUAAAGGAAAAGGCAAGGAUAAUCGUGUCUUGAACGAUAUUGUAGCGAUUUUCAAAACAACGGAACCUGAUUUGCUGCCGGUUUUUGUGGCCCGCGAUCUCGAGAAAUUACCACCUAUCACUUUUGAUCAUUUGGAUGUAUCUAAGCUCCUUAAAGACUUAGUCCUAGUACAGGCUGAAAUUAAUAACAUUAAGUCUACAUAUGUGACGCAAAGUGAGCUGCAAAAUCUUAAGGCAGUUUGCGAAAUGAAUUUUUCGGCCCUACCGAAUCCUAAUGUAAACACUGAAAGAGGUGCACAGUAUGAUAAAGCGAUACAAGCUAUGGACAAAUGUUCAAUUCAAAAAGCAAAACGAUUGAAAACUAAUUUAGGACAGGGUAGUUCAGAAAUACUUUUUCAAACGCCGGCUAGCCGUUACGAAUUCAAUGGCAACAGUGAAGAAACAAUUCACGCGCCUAGCGACGAAUGCUCGACCGAUGCGUGAUUGUUACCGUUAUCUAUUACCACUGCUCACGGACCGAGCGAACAGCUGAGUGAAGAGGUGACUCACGUACAAUCAUCCUUGCAGCGAGAUCAAUAUGCAAGCGUUGCAUCUAUGAAAUCGAAUGAUGAUUUUAUAUUGGUGCAAAAUAAAAAGCGUAAGGUAAAGGACAGACUUAAAGGAAGCAUGGGUAGCGUUAUAAUCGAGUCUGCAGAUAAAUUCAGACCGGCUGACA
Messenger RNA from Trichoplusia ni (cabbage looper), 1670 nucleotides. RefSeq lists its product as uncharacterized. Bases 731 to 1438 code for a protein of 235 amino acids. NCBI's taxonomy places the organism in Eukaryota, Metazoa, Arthropoda, Insecta, Lepidoptera, Noctuidae. The transcript is spliced from 2 exons. The record is from RefSeq and is a predicted model, not a curated record.